Medicago truncatula (barrel medic) is the source of this 1821-nucleotide messenger RNA. RefSeq names its product GTP-binding protein ERG. Gene Ontology annotation, biological process: ribosomal small subunit assembly. NCBI's taxonomy places the organism in Eukaryota, Viridiplantae, Streptophyta, Magnoliopsida, Fabales, Fabaceae. The coding region runs from base 1 to 1416 and encodes 471 amino acids. The transcript is spliced from 9 exons. Gene Ontology annotation, molecular function: GTP binding; rRNA binding; ribosomal small subunit binding. The record is from RefSeq and is a predicted model, not a curated record.
AUGCGUAUAUUCAUUUAUUUUACAACAUUUCUUCUUGUUUGUCUCUCCACAAAACGCAGCCGUUGCAGUCUCUUCUUAGUUCUUAACCCCUUAAACCCCAAAACACAAAAUCACUUCUAUGGUUCUUCUUGCAUAGUAGAAAUCAAAACAAUGAAAUCCUUAAGAAUCUUCAAAAACACUCUCUAUUCAACUCCUUCACCCAAAAUCACCACCACCGUCUUCCGCGCUUUCUUCUCCGCCGAACCCCUCACACCGGAACCCGAUCCUCAACCCGAACAUUCAGACGCAACCUUCGAUAGUUCUCACUACGAAAUCCCAAUCCUUAACAACAACGACGAAAAGCCGAAGGUGUCGUGGAAUAAGAAAUAUCGAGACCGGACGGAUAAACUGGUGUUCGGCGAUGAGCCGAAGGGGAGAAUAAAGUUUAAGGAGGAAGAGGAGGAGAGGAAAACAAAGGCGCUUGAGAAGGCUUUGUUGGAAGCUGCGUUGAGUAAACCCGAGGAGGAGGAGGAGGAAGAAGAUGAAGAUGUCGGUGUUGUGAAUGAGGAGGAUCAGAAGUCUUUGUCUGUUGGGAUUAUUGGUGCUCCUAAUGCUGGAAAAUCUUCUCUCACUAACUACAUGGUUGGAACAAAGGUGGCGGCUGUUUCACGUAAGACAAACACCACAACUCAUGAAGUUGUGGGCGUGUUGACUAAAGGAGACACCCAAAUUUGUUUUUUUGAUACGCCAGGGCUCGUGCUAAAUUGUAGCGGAUUCCCUUAUAAGGAUGCCAAAGCUCGUGUUGAAAGUGCUUGGAGUUCAGUCAAUCUCUAUGAAGUGCUCAUAGUCAUUUUUGAUGUCCAUAGACAUAUUACUAGGCCUGAUUCAAGAGUUGUAAAACUGAUCAAGCGAAUGGGAGAACGGUCCAUUCCAAAUCAAAAGCGAGUUUUGUGUAUGAAUAAGAUUGAUUUAGUAGAGAAAAAGAAAGACUUAACGAAGGUUGCAGAAGAAUUCGAAAAUCUUCCUGGAUUUGAAAGGCGUUUCAUGAUAUCUGGAAUGAAGGGGGCUGGUGUAAAAGAUUUGACUCAGUUCUUGAUGGAGCAGGCAGUAGAACGGCCCUGGGAAGAAGAUCCUUUUACCAUGACCGAGGAAGUUAUGAAAAUGAUAUCAUUAGAAGUUGUGCGUGAAAGAUUGUUGGACCAUGUACAUCAGGAAAUUCCAUAUGAUAUUGAACAUAGGUUGAUUGACUGGAAAGAGUUGCGAGAUGGUUCUCUUAGGAUUGAACAACACUUUCUCACUAACAAAUUAGGCCAACUCAAGAUUCUUGUGGGGAAGCGUGGCUCAAAAAUUGGGAGAAUAGGAAUAGAAGCUAAUGAAGAGCUAAGGACCAUUUUCAAAAAGCAAGUGCAUCUAGUUCUUCAGGUUAAGCUCAAAUGAUUAACGAGGCGAAUACCUUUGGCGUUUAGAAGAUACCUUUUUUGCCACACACCAUGUUAUGCAGCAUGUAAAAUGCCAAAGGGGUGUGUGAAUUACACUGACCUUUGAAGUCGUUGAAGCUUCCAAAACCUUGCUUGAGAACAGGGUCAUCAUAGAUAAAAUAAGUGCUCUGGAAGGAAACAAGUGAUCUCACGCCGGCAAUUUGUUAUGCCUUUUAGUAUUUGAUUGCCGAAGUUUAAGAACUCAAAUUUGUUUAAAGUUUAUGGUUGUUUAUGAAAAUUGAAAGGAAAUUUCAGUUUUUUUUGUUCAUUCAAAUUUAUUGAUUUAAUAGAUGUUUUAUACAAAACACAACUAGGGCAUUUGGUUGUAUGAAAAUGGUGAGGUACGAGUUUGGUUAUUGUACAA